AUGUCUCCCACUAUAAAUAUCACGACGAAGGAAAUGAGCGAUGUAUAUCUCGGUGGAUUGUCAACCACAAUAGCCAAGAUGCGUCGUAGUCUCAUGGUGAUAAGCGUAGCCUUGAUGGCGACUGUGUAUGUGGCAAUGGCUGAUGGAGGAUACGGAAGUCGCCGAGGUGGAGGUGGAGGAGGCCACAUCGGAAGUGGAGGUGGAAGAGGCCACAGCGGAGGUGGAGGUGGAGGAGGCCACAUCGGAGGUGGAUUCAGCGGGGGAAACGGAGGAAUCGGAGGCGGAGCUGGUGCAGUCGCUGGUGGAUUCGGGGGAAAUGGAGGCGCUGGAUUCAAUGGCGGCCACGGAUUUGGUGGAAAUGGAGGCGCUGUAGUUAGCGGCGGAAGCGGAUUUGGAGGAGCUCAUGGUGGAGCUGGAGGAGGAUUUGGAGGUGUAACUGGUGGCGCCGGCGGUUACAGCGCAGGUAAUGGUGGUUUUAGCGGUGGAAAUGGCGGUUUUGGCAGUGGAAAUGGCGGUUUUGGCAGUGGAAAUGGCGGUUUUGGCGGUGGAAAUAGCGGCUUUGUUGCAGGUAAUGGAGGUUUUGGCGGUGGCAACGGCGGAAUUGUUGGAAGCAGUGCUAGCUUUGGAGGUGUUGGCGGGGGUAAUGGAGGUAAUGGCCGUCGAAGCUAUGGAAGGAAGUAA
This is a messenger RNA of Penaeus indicus, 681 nucleotides long. RefSeq lists its product as uncharacterized. NCBI's taxonomy places the organism in Eukaryota, Metazoa, Arthropoda, Malacostraca, Decapoda, Penaeidae. The record is from RefSeq and is a predicted model, not a curated record. The transcript is spliced from 2 exons. The coding region runs from base 1 to 681 and encodes 226 amino acids.